UCCAGACCCUUUUCUUUCUCUUCUCCAUAUUUUGCAUAUAAUUAUACAUAUAAUUAUUUAUUUGUCAACAAGCUAACACUUUUAUUCAUAACCAUGUUGGCUAAACAAACGGACAAACCCCCUGCUAACAGUAAAACCGGUGAUGACACCAAUAAUAAGCUUUCUUCUUUUGGCGCUACUAAAAACAGCAAAUUCAUAAAAACAGACAAGAAAAUCCCUGUUAUUGUUUGCAGCAGCACAGAUAGAACUGUCUAUGUCAACCCCAAAGACGAGAAAAGCAAUAGGUUGAUUACCAAAACUAGGGGAAAACAGAGCCUUGACACUGAGGAAAGAUCUGCUGCCAACAAUAAAAAAGGUAAAAAAACUGCUCUUGCUGGCUCAGAAAUCAACAAAAAACAAGCUCGUACCAUCAACUCGAUGCAAAGAGCUCGUAUAGAUACCCCCAAACAAAAAAAAAGCGAUGACAGCGGUUCCAAAAUUAUAAAAAGUACUUUUGCUAGUACAAAAAUGGAAGACGAUAUUCGGGCAGAUACAAGUACCCUUGAAAACGAUUUAAUAGAUUGUGAAGUAUUCAAGAAUAACUUUAUUAGUGAUAAGCCUAUAGCCAAGGUAAGGAUUUCAAAUAAAAAAACAGUUGGGCAAUUACAUGAGAAUAUUGCUAGUAUAGAUAAAUCUACACAUAUAGAAAUACUCAGUGGUUUUACAGAGAUUCAAGAUGCUGGUACGUUUCUUUACAAUUUGACUGACAUCAAAGUGGUUAUCCAUUAUCCAGUUAUUAAUUUGAAAAAAUUAAAUCCAUUUAGUAAAAAAAACAAAACCCCGAUGGAUGAUUUAAUAAAAGCAAAAUUGUAAUGAUGGUUCAGACCAACGAGUCCGGUAAAUUUUUAUUCAAGCUAAAACUAGAGAAAGCUCAUUGAGCAUUCCCAUGUGCCUUUUUAUAAGAAAU
Messenger RNA from Kickxella alabastrina, 946 nucleotides. RefSeq lists its product as uncharacterized. The transcript has a single exon. NCBI's taxonomy places the organism in Eukaryota, Fungi, Kickxellomycota, Kickxellomycetes, Kickxellales, Kickxellaceae. The record is from RefSeq and is a predicted model, not a curated record. The coding region runs from base 94 to 852 and encodes 252 amino acids.